Messenger RNA from Purpureocillium lilacinum, 507 nucleotides. The record is from RefSeq and is a predicted model, not a curated record. Lineage: Eukaryota; Fungi; Ascomycota; Sordariomycetes; Hypocreales; Ophiocordycipitaceae.
AUGCCAGAAAGACCGGAGUUUCCGUCGCAGAAUGUACCAGGGGUCGUAAGCAAAUGCUCAGCCUGUCGCUUCAGGAGAUUUGCCGCCGCAAGGUUGCCCGUCAGUCAUACCGGGCAUCGUCUGGGAAGUCCUCCGGCUUCGAAAGGCUUCAGUCAUGUUUUCUUCGAGAAUUCCCGCCCUCGCGCCGACCAUCCGCCGAUUCCGAGGUUCUUGGAAUCAGAUACCCUUUUGAUUGCCAGUUCCAGUGCUGCCAUGCCACAUUGUCUCCGCGGGCUCCCGGCCGGUGGUCUUGGAGGGCUCUGGCGGCGCCGUCUCGGCAGUCUCGUCAUAGUCCGACUGGAGUUUGACCUGCGCGUCUCCUUCUUUGACGUCCCAACUGAGUCCGAAGUAGAGGGCGCCGCCGAGCACUCCCGCGCCUGCCACGGCGGCAGUUGCCAAUCGAUGUCGCGCAAGCAUGCCGAUGCUAUUCCGAUUUCACAGAAGACGAGGUGUUUGGGCGAUGAAUAA